Molecule: messenger RNA, 1179 nt
Organism: Musa acuminata subsp. malaccensis (wild Malaysian banana)
Lineage: Eukaryota; Viridiplantae; Streptophyta; Magnoliopsida; Zingiberales; Musaceae
Product: probable protein phosphatase 2C 35
Biological process (GO): peptidyl-threonine dephosphorylation
Molecular function (GO): cation binding; protein serine/threonine phosphatase activity
Source: RefSeq, a predicted model, not a curated record
AGUUCGUCGUAUAAUCUUCUUCAUUGGAAGCUUGAAGUUGUACCGCUUAGGAUGGCAUGUGUGCAUGUCGAGUGCUUUGGCCAUUACAAGAAGUGGUGCCGCAGCCGCUGCAACUGCUGCGUCCACUGCCAUUCCACCCACGCCGCCGCUGACCCUUCCCGAGUCCACGAAUACGACCCCUCGAUUGCCCCGCUCCACAGGGUUCGCCACGUCCUCUCCGGAGCCUCGCUCGGCUCCUCCGCCGUCCCAUGCGCCGGCCUCCGCCUGCAGUACUCCUCCCUCACGCAGCGGGGCUACUACCCCGGCAGGCCGGACCGCGCCAACCAGGACAGCUUCUACGUGAAGACGCAAUUCCAGGGCAACCCGGACCUCCACUUCUUCGGCGUGUUCGACGGCCACGGCGACUUAGGCGCCCAGUGCUCCGCGUUCGUCCGCGACAGGCUCACGGACAUCUUGGCCGGUGACCCUCGCCUGUGGGAAAACACCACGGAAGCAUACCGCUCGGCCUUCGCCGCCACGAACAUGGCGCUCCACGACAGCGAGAUCGACGAUUCCUCGAGCGGCACCACCGCGAUCACAGUUCUCGUUCGGGGGGACACCCUCGUCGUGGCGAACGUGGGGGACUCGCGGGCGGUGGCAGGCGUUUGGGACGGAGAUCGCGUGGUGGCGGAGGACCUGUCGAGCGACCAUAAGCCGCUCCGGGAGGACGAGCGCGAGAGGUUGAGGCAGUACGGGGCGAUGGUGUCGGGGGAGGAGGAUCCCGACGAACGGAGCUGGAGCGACGAUGAGGAGACAUACAAACCCGACACACCGAGGCUGUGGGGGCGGGACUUCGGAUUGGCUUUAUCGAGGAGCUUCGGAGACUCGGACUUGGAGAGCGUCGGCUUGAUCGCUGUGCCGGAGCUGAAGGUGGUGAAACUAACCGCGAACCAUUCGUUCUUCGUGGUGGCCAGCGAUGGGGUCUUCGACUUCCUCUCAAGUCAAGCCGUGGUCGACAUGGUGUCCUGUUUCGCGGAUCCUCGGGAUGCCUGUUCUGCCAUUGCUGCCCGGUCUUACCAGUCGUGGUUACGGCAUGGACGACGGCAUGGACGACGGCUUGGACGAAGAACCGAUGAUAUCACCAUCAUCAUCGUGCAACUUAAAGAUUUGGCUGAGGGGGAUUCAACUACAUACCGAUGA